Molecule: messenger RNA, 2320 nt
Organism: Alternaria rosae
Lineage: Eukaryota; Fungi; Ascomycota; Dothideomycetes; Pleosporales; Pleosporaceae
Exons: 7
Coding region: 162-1955 (597 amino acids)
Biological process (GO): translesion synthesis
Molecular function (GO): damaged DNA binding; DNA-directed DNA polymerase activity
Source: RefSeq, a predicted model, not a curated record
GGCACCACAGGCGGCGUUUCGAGCCUGGCCACACACGUCGCGCCUUCACGCGCGCUUCAUCACCCGGCUGCAUCUCCACCUUCGACGCACGCCGCUGAAACAUUGCUGCUGCUUGCUGCAACGGCUGCACAACCACCGGCGCUUCUCUUGCCUCUGCUUCCAUGAAGAAACUGAAACGACAGACCGACUCCGUCAUAGUCCACUUUGACUACGACUGCUUCUACGCCAGCGUAUUUGAACAUGAAAACCCAGCAUUACGACGCUUGCCACUGGCCGUGCAGCAAAAACAGAUAGUCGUCACAUGCAACUAUGAGGCCCGCCGACGAGGCUUGCACAAGCUGCAGCUGAUCCACGAAGCGAAGAAGGUCUGCCCAGAUGUAGUCAUCGUCCUGGGCGAAGAUCUUACCCGCUUCCGGAAUGCUUCCAAAGAACUGUAUGCUUUCUUGCGGUCGUUUUCCUGGAACUCUCGUUGUGAACGCUUAGGCUUUGAUGAGGUGUUUUUAGAUGUCACCGACCUGAUCGACUACAAUGUCAGUAUUCUCAAUUCUAAUGACCUCAGCAACGCCUUCUUUUGUCUUGACAGGAACGAUCCCACUGUGGGGUUUCCUUACGAUGCGACGCAGCUGACGGGUCAUCUAUACCCAAAAACGGCCUCUGAAGACUUAGGCACCACGCCCGAUCUGCUGCACCUCCGAUUGGCUCUAGGAAGCCAUUUAGCUCACUACAUACGAACUCGACUCGAGGCAGAGAAGGGCUACACGGCCACGGUUGGCAUCUCUACCAACAAACUUCUGGCAAAGCUCGUUGGCAACAUAUAUAAGCCCAAGGCUCAGACUACACUGGUCCCGCCCUAUACCUCUACUGAAGACGAUGGGAGUGUCGACAAUGUGACUGCCUUCAUCGACGAUCAUGAAGUUGGCAAAAUUCCCGGCAUAGGGUUCAAGAUCGCACAAAAGCUUCGUACGCACCUACUGCAGAGGCCGGCAGAAUUUGAUGCUGGGCUGGUAUAUGGUGGUACUAAAGAGACUGUUCUUGUCCGCAAUGUACGGACACAUCCUGGCAUCGGUCCGGAGACGCUCGAGCGAAUACUUGGCGGCCCAGGCGUACCACAUGGUACCGGAACCAAAGUGUGGGGUCUACUGAACGGCUGUGACGACACAGAAGUUGGCCAAGCUCGCGAGAUACCGCGUCAAAUCAGUAUCGAAGAUAGCUACAUGCGCCUGGACACACUAGAAGCUGUGAUCAAAGAGUUGCGCAUGUUAGCCAAGAGACUGCUCGAGAGAAUGCACACAGAUCUACUAGAAGAAGAUGACGAUUCGCACGACUUAUCCACGGCUCCAACUUCCGCUACUUCAAAGCCUAUAAAGCGUUGGCUUGCUCACCCGAAAACACUCCGAUUAUCAACCCGACCACGCCCACCUCAGAACCCAGAUGGUAGCCGCAAUCGGUCCUUUGCACGUAUAUCUAAAUCCACACCCAUGCCAACCUUUGUCUUCAGCCUAAAAGAAGACAUGGAUACCGUGAUUGACAAAUUGCUUCACGAGACACUGCUACCGCUGUUUCGCAAGCUGCAUCCUGAGAAGCGAGGCUGGAAUUUGAGUCUUGUUAAUGUCGCGGCGACGAACAUGGCAGAUGCAGCGAGUGAGAAGGGUGGGGUUGGGCGGGAUAUCAGUAAGAUGUUUAAGCGGCAGGACGAGGUGCUGAAGCAGUGGAGGGUGGAUGAAGAGCCAGCGAUACUCGAAGAAGAUUUUGUGAGUGAGAUACUACAGAGACAAGGUUCUGAGGAUAUGCCCACAUCGUCACAGAAGAUUGGGUCUCCUGUUGUUGAGGAUGUCUGGGAGGAGGAUGAGGAGGAUAUGGUAGAGGGCGAUUCCUUCCGCUGCGAAGACUGUGGUGCUGUUAUGCCGAGUUUUGCCAUGGGCGCGCAUUGGAGGUGGCAUGCGCAGAUGGAGUAGGCAGGUGGUUAGAAGGAUGUCCGAUUGUAUUUGCCACAGGUAAUAUAAUCCGGGUACUAUGACUUUGAUCUACUUCCACUCAGUGUCCAAGUCCUCCAAAUGGCUGUUGUGUAGGCGCUGCUUCCCGAAGUGUAAAAUGCAGGGUGGGUGAGGGGGUGGAGGCGGGGUGGACGUGGAAUUCAUCCGCAGCUCCAUUGCCAUCGCGUACCAGAACUUGGACAUUUCGUUCAUUGCCUCUUUCGCAAGUAAUAUAAUCCGACUACUAUGGCUUUGAAGCUACCUGCGAAUGGCUGCUGUGUAGGAGUAUUUUCCUGAAGAGGAAAUGCCCCGCUCAGGAUCUCGGACGCGGGUUCCUCGGCAGUCCG